AUGAAGAUAGCUUUAGGUUCAAAAACUAAGCUAGGAUUUAUCAGUGGCAAAUGUAUUAUGCCAGAUGAAGAUUCUGAUUGCUAUGAACAAUGGAUUAAGGUUGAUUGUAUGGUGAUUUCGUGGUUAUUGAAUUCAAUUUCUAAAAAAUUAUCAGGAGCUUUUUUGUGUGAAAUUUCAGCAAAAAAACUUUGGGAUGAUUUGAAACAGAGAUAUGGACAAAGUAAUGGCCCAAUGCUUUAUCAAUUGGAAAGGGAAAUAGCUUCAAUUUCUCAAGGGAAUAAUGAGAUUUCUGUGUAUUUUACUAGUUGCACAUGUGGAGCAAUGAAGAACUAUAACUGUGGAUUGGCUAAGUCCAUAACUGAACUUAACUCUCAAACAAACUCAUUCAGUUUCCGAUGGGAUUGA
Messenger RNA from Mercurialis annua (annual mercury), 405 nucleotides. RefSeq lists its product as uncharacterized. The transcript is spliced from 2 exons. The record is from RefSeq and is a predicted model, not a curated record. The coding region runs from base 1 to 405 and encodes 134 amino acids. Lineage: Eukaryota; Viridiplantae; Streptophyta; Magnoliopsida; Malpighiales; Euphorbiaceae.